Messenger RNA from Penicillium alfredii, 756 nucleotides. RefSeq lists its product as uncharacterized. The record is from RefSeq and is a predicted model, not a curated record. NCBI's taxonomy places the organism in Eukaryota, Fungi, Ascomycota, Eurotiomycetes, Eurotiales, Aspergillaceae. The transcript has 3 exons. Bases 1 to 756 code for a protein of 251 amino acids. Gene Ontology annotation, molecular function: oxidoreductase activity.
AUGCGGUCCCUUAAUAUCUCGUCCUACUCGAAACCAUCCGAGUAUCAGGUCUCAGACUUGCCCAAGCCUGAACUACAUAGUCCCAAAGAUGUGCUUGUCAAGGUUUAUGCGGCGAGCAUCAAUCCAAUCGACGUUAAACGAGCCGAUGGAGCUCUCAAGCUGGCACUGAAAGACAGCGAGUUCGUUACAUGCGCCGAGGAAUACAUUGGACUCAAGCCGCCCUCGUUGUCUUUCGAAGAGGCUGCAUCCAUUCCAUUAGCAGCAAUGACGGCACUCCAAGCGCUCCGCAAGUAUCGGGGCGAUCUUGCUGGGAAAACAGUCUUUGUGCCCGCUGGAUGUUCGAAUCCCCAAAUCUCCACAUUUUUGAUAGAUUUUGCUAACGGUUUUCACCGCAUCGUGUCCGUCUCAACGCUACCAUCCGGUGACCAGCUCCAGUCGUCAUCGUUGAUGGACCUGCCUCAUCGCCCUAAGAUCCCUAUGCCCUUCCGAAUGGGACUAAAUCUGUCCGAUCAGAUUCGCAAGCUCAGAGCACGACGGUACAACACGGAGUACUCAUAUAUGUUUCUGGAAUCCAGUGGCAAAGAUCUAGACGACUUGCGGCGGCAUGUUGAAGAGGGCAGGCUGAGGACCAUCGUGGGUACGACUGUUGAUCUUCAAGAUACAUCGUCGGUGCGAAAUGCAUGCGACAUUGUUUACAGUGGAAGGGGUGGUCUUGGGAAGGUGGUUAUUCGGGUCAAAGCUGACAACUCGUCUUGA